Radiomyces spectabilis is the source of this 1755-nucleotide messenger RNA. RefSeq lists its product as uncharacterized. The transcript has a single exon. The coding region runs from base 66 to 1508 and encodes 480 amino acids. Gene Ontology annotation, molecular function: sequence-specific DNA binding; zinc ion binding. Lineage: Eukaryota; Fungi; Mucoromycota; Mucoromycetes; Mucorales; Radiomycetaceae. The record is from RefSeq and is a predicted model, not a curated record. Gene Ontology annotation, biological process: regulation of DNA-templated transcription.
CUUCCUUCAUACUCGUAUGGUUCUGAUUCAAUCCAACAGCCCUUUUUGGCCCUUUCUUUGUUACAAUGAAUAUACAUGACCUUAUUACGCCUUGUGCCAAUGCUAUAGAAACGCCGAAAUCAUCUAUUCCUGACGAUCAGUUGAUGGCAGUGUUUCAAAGGGUUCUCCACAACAGCGGAUUUCGACUGAAAUCCACGUUUGAGCGAACGUCCUUGACCGACGCGAUUCUGAGUCCUAUUCAUGGCGAUGCGGCCGCCCUACCCAACACUCCCAUUCACAUCAAAAUGAUUGGUCGUCAUAUGAAUGGCUCCUUCCGUUGCCAUAUCGGUACGGGAAAAGCCUCGCGACCUUUGCGAUCCGUCGAACUGUGCCGGCAAAUGCGGAUGCUGGUGGUAUUUUUUCGAACCGAUCGUACAAAGUGGAUUGCCCCUGAAUUCAUUUUUUUCCCUACGUGGAUCCUUCAUCUGUUUCGAUACACGCAACACGGUGCAAAUCCAGGACGCACGGAUGUCCGGUUCCUUGAAAACGCCAAUCUAGCCAAAGAAGAUCACAUUUACCGAUUAAACCAUGUCUUGAACACCCUAUUUCGGUUCAAUUUGCAUGAUUUUGAACAAGCAAAACUCAAAGCCGCCAUUCACCUGGCCCACUAUUUAUUCGACAACGCCGGCCUUGACCACGAUCAUUUACCUCCACCAACCUUGACCUUCUCUCUAUGCAAUCAGCCUACCAUUUACGCCACAUUGCUCUUGCUGUUACAUGCUCCAAGGCCGUCCAAACAAAAAGCACGCUGUCUCAACUGUAACAGCAAGCCCGCAUCGCGGAGAAAGCUGUGUGUUGCUUGCUACCGAUAUCAGUUGAAGCACAACGAACCACGACCUCUACGUCUUAUCAUCGCCAAUCGUCAAGGCACUAAUCUGUACACCAGUUCUUCUCUUCGUCAACAUUCCACGAAUGGUUCUUCUUCGUUAAUGUCGGAUUCUUAUUCCAUGGCGCAUGCCCGCGUCAUCGCCGUGACGGAUGCACGAAACACAAUGCAAAAAAGCUGUGCCAAUUGCGGCGUGCACGAAACUCAUCAGUGGUACCGCAAUCUGUGCGGCAGUGGGCACUGGUGCGAAACGUGCAAAAGCUAUUAUUUACGGCACAACAAGGCUCGUCCGGCUGAACUGUUUCUGAAAGCCGCCAAACGCAAGGUCGAUGUUCGGACACUUGUGACUAAGGCGGCGGGGCUUUGGAGCGACCAUCCAUUGUACUCCGGUCCACUUGGAUCGCCAGCAGGGUCCAUCCGAUCCCGUGAAGAAAGCGAAGCCUCUGCAGGGUCACCGUUGGCCAACUGUGCAACCAAUUCACACACUGUCAGCAGCGGUUGCCACAGCCCCAUUAGCAGUGUCGCUUCUGAAGAUUCCGAGCCCCUUCCACUCCUUCCGCCGAUCCUUUCCACCUUAUCGCACGAUGCACUCAAAGAUAUCCAUUACCGUCACCCAUCGAAUCCUCUUCAUUCCUUUUUCUAAACCGACCCAGGCAAACUUAUCUCGUGCAACCAUCAGCGCUUCAUAUGCCCUUUGAUUUUUUUUUUAAAUGCUUGCUUAUGGUAAUCUUUUUGUCAUCAUUUUGCUUUUUAUUUUCGAAUUUACUGCCAUGUUUGUUGUAACCUGUUUAUGCAACCCUUUCUCCAUCAUGUUGAUAUACUACUCUAUAAGGCUAAUCUUGUUAAACAUACCAUUCAAUCACAAGAAUAAAAAUGUCGUUGAAGUUGAG